GUGUGGCGGCGACCGGUCGCGACAGGCCAACUAGUCAGUGCAUCAAUAGCUUAUGGACCGGUCGUAGUUGUUAAGCAAUCGCUCCUUAUUAGUUUGCGUUAUUAUCUGUUAUUUUAUCACAGCGAAAAAUUUCUAAAAAAUUUUGGUGAAAUUUUAUUCAUUUUUUACAUUUAUAAUUUUUUUCAUUUUUAAAACAUAAAAGUUUGGUGUUUUAUGUUCGUGUUUGACAUUUAAAAGGAUAAAUAUAUUAAAACUAAUUUUAGUGCGUUUGAUAUUAAAUAUCGGGGUGUGUCUGAUGCUGGUUUCAUGAUGAAACACGACAGUCAACACCCGGAAAUUAUUACGGAUGGCAAAGCAAAGCCGUUCAAGAAGAGCAUCAGUUUGGGAUCCUUUGGCUUGGGUAAGAUAUGGCGAAGGCGAUCUGUAACUAUCACAGAAUACGACCCUUGCUACAAGGUUGUCUACCUGGGCAAUGUUCUCACCGGAAUCGCUAAAGGUGAAACUUGUGUAGAAAAACCUUUAUGUAGUCUGUGGAAAAAUUAUACGUGUAAUCAGAAACCGGAUGUGCACAUGAAGUUGACCAUUACACAGUCAGGUCUAAAAGCGUUCACUAAGGAACAUGGUUUGACUGAAUAUUGGAGUCAUCGUAUCACAUAUUGUCUGGCAUCACCACAAUUUCCGCGAAUAUUCUGUUGGGUAUACCGACACGAAGGUCGCAAACUCAAACAAGAACUUAGGUGCCAUGCUGUAGUGUGUUCAAAAGAAUCUGUAGCUAAACAGAUAGCCAGCCAGUUGCAGAGCAGAUUAGCGCAAGCGUUGAACGAGUUCAAAAGAGACAAGAUCAGUCGACAAAAUGCCCGUCUGUCUUUGGCUAAUAGUGUGUAUGAGAAUCCAUCAUUACCACGGCGUAAAAUAUUGUUAUCGACGGGAUCACACAACUACAGGCCUCCUUUAGAACGGUCCAAGUCAGCUCCUAGAUUGAUGGCAAUUGAAGAAAGUCUUGAAGAGGACGAAGAAUCUGCAGACAUGCCAUUCAGAAGAUGUCGAGCAGAAAAUCGUUUGCGGACCGGUACCCUCAGGAAUCGGUUGGGUGGUUUACAUGGCCUUAAAGAGUCAGCUAUGACGGAUAUCGAAAGUAGACUCGCUGUCACCCAAUUGGUCGAAGAAGAUCCAAUUGAUGAGAAAACCACUGUGGCUCCCGAGCCGUUACCUGUACCCACCGCAAUUAAUGACUGUUGCGAACCCGAGUUACCUCUAUACAGAGACAUUGUGAGUAACCCGGAAAACUUGUUGGUUUGUAGCAACUUACCUAAGUAUAACGAGGUGAUAGUUGACUGUCCGCAAGGUCCAGAUGACAUGUGCUAUAAGUACAACAGUUUGGUUCGGGAUAGAAAGAAACUAUUUGAAGGUAUUAGUGGUGGUCAGUAUGAUGUGCGAUCCAAGCGGCAUAGUGCAGAUUCUGAAACGCUCAGAUUGUACCACAACUUGGUUAAGAACAGAAAAAUGAUGUUCGAAGGUUGCCAAGACUAUUGUGACGAGGAGGAAGAAGAAGAGGACUGUUGUGGAGAGGAUAAAGACUGUGGGUAUCCAGACGAUGAGUCUACACCCAGCUUGCAGAGCAUAUCUAGUGGCGGAUCAGACGUGUCUAGCAUAAAGAAAAGAACGGUAGACUUGGAUUCGUUAUCCGAAGAAGAUAGCGAUGAAAGUGGGUACGUGGAAGCUCCGCCAUCUUGCUCGAGUCAUGAGGAUAAACAAAAAGAUGGGUCCCAUAAACGUAUAGUCACUAAUCGAACCCUUACCACUAGAAAGACACAUUGUAUUAGCUUAUAAUAUCGUCAAUAAAACCAUAUUCACGGAUCUAUUUCAAAUAUAUCUACGCCACCGAUACUAUUAUAAUUAUAAACACUAAAUCAUUAUUGUACCAUAUCUCUUCGACAACAUCACAGUGUUAGUUGGUUGUAUUGAUCGACGAAUGUGGAUGCAGAAAACGGCAGAAGAAAAGCAAAAUUAUUAUUUUGAACUCUUGCUCUUCUAAAUAUCAACUCUAAAUAUGUUCAAUGUGAACAUCACUUAACAACCGAACAAAUUAGAUUUUUGUUUAAAAUAGUAACUACUAUUUAAAUCAAAUUCACAAAUUCAUCAGUUUUUUUACUGAGUACAUAUUGUAUAUUUUAACUUCUCAACCAUUAUUUUUAUAUUUUACUAAUUAGUAUGUUUUUAUGGCUUACUGUCAACUUUUUAUCGCAAAAGUAAUUAUUAUAUGCAUACAAACUAUUAUUCUUGUUAUAUGUACAAUGUACAUAUUAAAUAUGUGUAAAUAACAUUUAUCGACCUAGUCAAGCAAUUGUAUUAUUAGAGAUUAGUAUUAUAUAAUAUCUAAUAUUAUAGUAAAUCAAACAUUAGGAUCACUUAAUAGAUUUAGAACCAACUUUGGCCUAUUCAUUGCAAUUAGAUGGUUUGUGUUAAAUAAUAUUAAUGAUUUUUUCAAUUUCUAAUAAUAAUAUUAUUAACAAAUUUUGACAAUUUCUCCAUUUAACUCGACUGGGUAACUAAUAUUAUAAAAAUAGGUGCUAGCUAAUUUUAAUAGAUAAUUCACAGAAUAUUAUUUUUAUGUAUAAAUGUAUGCUGUUUACAAAAAUUAAAUUAAAACAAAACGCAAUAUAAUUGUAUUUUGUACAUGUUACUCUUAGUAGUGUUUGUGGGAAAAGUUUGAACUCAUUUUUUGUGUGCGUCUUAUGUACACAGUAAAAUAUGUUAACAUCUCAGGCGUUUGAAAAUUAGUCUAACGUUCCUAUGAAUUCUAUCUGAAAAUUAAAAAUAAUAAUAAAAAUGGGUUUCUAAUUAAACAUUACCUUAAAAAUACUAUGUCAAUGGCCUAUAAUAAAUAUUUUGUUAUUAUAAUAAUAUAACUUUACGUGUAUUGCACAUCGUGUUUGGAUUGUAAAAAAAAGUUAUUUAUUAUUUAACAAUAGGACUUCCUUGUUGCGUUUUUAGUGUUAUCGAUCCAAAAGAAUCAGGAAAUUAAUUGAUAAAUAAUUUAUGUUCUAAUGUCGUAUGUUAUAUGUUGUAUUAAGUUAAAUAAACAAAAAAUUGAGAAUAUAUUUACGUGUAUUUUUGUUAACUGAUGUGUUAGAGACUAUGAUAUUUAUGUACCAAAUAGACGUUUUAUGUUUUUAUUACAGUAUAUUAUAAUAUCUUACAUUAAACCUGUGCGUGUUUUAUAUAUUAUUGAUUUACUUAUUA
Messenger RNA from Daktulosphaira vitifoliae (grape phylloxera), 3243 nucleotides. RefSeq lists its product as uncharacterized. Lineage: Eukaryota; Metazoa; Arthropoda; Insecta; Hemiptera; Phylloxeridae. The transcript has 3 exons. Bases 307 to 1830 code for a protein of 507 amino acids. The record is from RefSeq and is a predicted model, not a curated record.